AUGGCCUUGUUGGGAUUGGUUUGGUCCUUCUCAUUAGGCCCUUCCCUGGUCUACCGGCUCUUUUCGGGUCCACGGGAUGCGGCCUCUGAGCCCGCCAUCACUGAAGUUGCGGCACAGCCCGGUGUUACCGCCGCUUUCAGUAACCCCUCUGGUACCAUCACCAUUGGUUACCCUUCUGUAGAGCAAGGAGAACCGGGGCCUCUAGUGGAAACGACACCGCUGCCGGGGGAGCCAGCGGUGCCGUCCGAGGGCCCGUCCGGCGGCCAGUGGGGCGGACUGGAGGGCCAGCUGCUGGCUUGCCGCUCGGUUCACAGCGUGCAACGCUUUCUGCAACUGAUGGGCCCUCGGACUGACGCCGAGCUCAUUGGGAGCGCUGUGGUGCACCUGAGCCACCUGGUGUUGGAGGAACCACCCGACGGUGAUGUCGAGCGGCAGCUGCUGGCAGGGCUGUUAGGCGAACUCACGCAGCGACUUCGGGGCUGUGUGAGGCAACUGGGCAGGGGACAGAUGACCGCGUUGGUCUGCGCUAUGAGCCGGCUGCACUGUUACGACGGCCCAUUGUUGCGGGAAGUGGUGACAGCGGCUCGGGAGGUGGCUGGGGAGCUCUCGUCACGUCAGACAUCAGGACUGAUCUGGGCCUUUGGAAGAUAUCACCGCGACUUCAGCUUCCGACUGGAGCCCGGCUGGACAGCGGCGCUGCUGCAGGGCGCACUCCCGCGCCUGCAGCAGGCUAAGCCACAAGAGGUGGCCAUGAUGCUGUACGGCAGCGCACUGCUGCGAGAGCCCCCGGCGGCGACAACGUUGGCGGCCCUGCUUGCGGCGUCACUGGCCGGCAUGUCGGCGGCCGGAGGCUCGGAGCUGUCCAUGACUAUUUGGUCACUGGCAACGCUGCGGUUGUACCCGGGCGAUGAGUGGAUGCGCGCCUUUCUGUGCCGCUGCGAUGCAGCAACGCGCACUUUUGCCAGUGGUGCAGCCGUCAGCAACGUGCUGUACAGUCUGGCGUCGAUGCGGGUGCAGCCGCCGGCGCCUUGGAUGCUCAACUUUUUGUGGCAGGCGCAGCGGCGGAUGAACACCAUGGAUGGGCAGAGCCUGGUGAUGAUGUGGUGGGCGCUGGGCCGUAUGCGUUACCGGCCGGACCGCAAGUGGCUGACGCGGUUCUUUCGGUACACCCGUUCAGCGGUGAUACCAAACCCGGGGCCGGAUUCGCACAUCGGGGCAAGGUCUUCUGUACAGCAGCAGGUGCAGGGACACUCACCACAUCUCCAGACGGCAAUGCAGACGGGGUCUCAGCGACAACUGGAAUUAUGGCGACGGCAGCGGCUGCAGCAGCGCCAGCGGCGGCCUGGUCCGUGGGUUAACACUGACGGCAGCGCAUUGCCUGAUGUCGGAGAGCUGCCUCCGCAGGCAUACAAUACUUUGCUUUGGGCGUGUGUGCGACUGUCCUGUCGACCCAUGGGUACUUGGCUGCCGCUGUUCUGCGCCGCCGUCCAGCCACUUCUGGCCGCUUGGCCACCGCACGAGCUCUCGGCGCUGUUGUGGGGCCUGGCCCGCUUGCGCUGGCGCCCGCGCGACGACUGGAUGACGGAAUUUUGCGCCGCAGCACGUGGUACCCUUUCACUCUUCCAGCCACCCGAUUGCGUAAUGAUGCUCGUGGCGCUAUCCAAGCUUUGCAGUGGACUGGGCUACCGCAUCUCUGACGGCGACCUGGCUAACCUGCUGGCACAGCGCCUGGCGCCGUAUUACUCGCGGCUACAAACUACGACGUUAAUUUCCGUGCUGUUGGCUGUCUCCCGCAUCACGCCGCGAGUGCGGACGGCCAGAAUGGAGGAAGUGCUAGCGGCGGUCCUGGACCGGGUGCGGGCCGCCGGCAUCGUAGAUGCGGCGCAGCCGGCAGACGGGGGCGCAAUUAGUUUGCUUGACGAGACGUUGGACCGUGAGAAGCAGCAUAAGGUGCUUCCUGGCGUCUCCCGGAGUGGCUAUCAGCAGCAAUACGAGGGGCCGCAGGUCCACGAACGGGAUGGAAAAGAGCUGCAGCUCAACAUCUUGCAAACAGGGAGCCCGCAUCAGCCGCUGACUCCGUCAAGUAGACUGCAGUUAAGCCGGCCACAGCACAGUGUCGCGCGGCAGGUUGCACCCUCGCCAGCGGCAGCUGCAGUGGCUCUGCCGCCCCUGACCGCGCGUGAGUGUGCCAACGCCGUCUUUGCCGUCGGCUGUGUUGCGCUGUGGCCCAGCUAUAAUGACGCGCUGCGGAGCAUUUGUGGGCAGCUGAUGCGGGAGCUUCUACCACGUGCAUUCCUCCUUGCCCCUGCCUUUAACGGCGUCGACCUGGUGCUAUUGGUGCAAGGCGUGGCCAUGGCGCGUGUGCGGGUGAGCCCCCGGUGGAUGCGGCGUCACGAGGAGCAGGCGCUAAAGCGUCUUCAGGCAGGGGAGCUGCAGCCGGGGCAGCUGCGGGAGCUGCACCGUGCCUAUCACGCGCUGGACUACAUUCCGGAGCUUCUGCCGCCGUUCGCGGCGGGACGUGGGGUGGAAGGCACGGCUAGCCCUGUCGAUCCGUCCAAUGGCGCACAGGAUGAGCUGUAUGGCGACGUUCAGGAUGGUGGAGCAGCGGCGACGCAUCCGUCAUCGCUGCUGCCACCAGCAGUGGCGGAUGCAAGGGGCUCAUGCGGGAUAAGCAUGGGUGGUGUCGAAAGUGUAAGUGAGGGUGAGUGUGGGAGCGGUACGCCGGGGGUGUCGGCUGAGCGAAGUAUGGCGACGACGGCCCGUCGGCGGCGUGCCGCACAGUUGCGGCGGCGCCGGGUGACGGCCGCCAUCGAGCGCCGGGUCGCUCAAGCGAGGCGGAAUGCGGCGGAGCUGCGGCUGCAGUGCGUGGAGACGUUGCCGGUGGACACAGAACCCCCGGAGAUGGGGGAAUCGACGCCUUCCCUGCCAGCACCACACCCAAUGCCUCCAGCAUUCGUCACAAAAGCGACGGCGGAGGGGGCGCUCGGAGUUACCCAUGCCCCGGACGCGCGCCGUGAGCUUGAGGCUGCGGAACGGGAGCUGAGGUUCAGGCGGAAGGUCAUUCAGCAGUUCACUGCAGUGGCACGGCGCGGCGCACGGACAGCCCAGGAUUCAGUGGCGGGGAGCUCCGUGGCCCCAAGUCCACGGCAACCAGUGGCUGAGGGUACUGACGAUUCAAUGCGCCGCCUGCCAGUUGACAGGUCGCCAGGAAGCGGCGAUUGCGGCACAAGUUAG
Molecule: messenger RNA, 3234 nt
Organism: Volvox carteri f. nagariensis
Lineage: Eukaryota; Viridiplantae; Chlorophyta; Chlorophyceae; Chlamydomonadales; Volvocaceae
Exons: 4
Coding region: 1-3234 (1077 amino acids)
Biological process (GO): regulation of mitochondrial mRNA stability; chloroplast rRNA processing; mitochondrial RNA processing
Cellular component (GO): mitochondrial matrix; ribonucleoprotein granule
Molecular function (GO): RNA binding
Source: RefSeq, a predicted model, not a curated record